CUAUCGAUCCUAUCAGCCUCUUUAUUGCUAUCUUGAAAAAGUCUUUAAAAUGCUAUCAAAGAGACCCUUAUUAAUAUCCUUAAAGUGGAAUGGAACGAGCACCAAUCUACUAAGUAGAUUCUACUUAAUUAACCAAAGCUUUCAUGAUCAUGUUUGUAAAAGUCCAUCGAGACCACAUACAUUGCUCUCUUUAGACCUUGAUCCAUCACCAUUUCAUUUGAGCCAACCAAUUGUGCAUGGAGCUUUCCGUCUAACUUCCGGAGGAUUAAGAUCGAGAUGGAUGGUUCAUUUCACACACCAGAGUGGCAUGCUGCUCGUUUGGCCAGUCUCAAGACUACUCAGACAAUUACUUGGGAAGAGUAUAAGAAGAAGCAAAAGGAAGAAGAAUUGAAAAGGGGGGAGCUUGAAGCAGAUACUGAUAAACUGAUGCGUGACUAUAGAGCUCAGCUGGAUUCUGAAAGGGCACUGAAGCUCUCUAAGGGAAGGAACUAUUCUACAGAUCAAUCCAGCAAAGAUAAGAAGGAGAGAGAUCUCACAUAUAGAAAGGAAAGAGAUUCAAAAAGAAAGAGAAGCAAAAAGAGAAAGAUGCUCAAAAUAAAUUGCAUCGAGUUUAGUCUGAACAACUCCUAUAAUGUUGUUGGCUUGUAGCGUAGCUUCUGUUAACAUGCAUUGUGUUUUUUAGAAAAUGCAGCAUUCGAGAAGGCGAUCAUCUGACUCAAGCUCAUCCUCUGAAUCAUCAAGUAGUGACGAAGAGGAAUCUAGGAAAUCAAGGUCAAGUUCUAAAAGAUCAAAAAGGGAGAGGAAACACAGAUCUAGAGGCAUACAUCAUUCAAGCUAAAGUAAAGAUGAGGGUCCUGUACCGCUAUCGAAAUUCUGUGGCAGGCUUAAGAGUUGACACAUUGCAAAGACUUGAGAUUUGUGUUCAGCACAUAUGUACUAUUGUCAUCUUCCUGCAAUAGUUACAGUUCUUCUCUGAUUCAAAAUUGCAAUGAUGUACGCGUAUCCGUAUGGUUUGUAGAACAAGAAAGUUGACAAUAUUGGCAAACAUGUAGAGAGACUAAUAAAGGUGGGCUAUCAUAACACAUGAAAACUAUUUCUGAGACAAUUUAAGUCUUAAAUAGCUGCAACAACAAAAUGAGGGCAAAUUACAAAUACGGAAAAGGAAAAAAGAAGAAAUUAUCCAAAAGACUGAAAAGAAAAAGUUUGAGCCCCAUCCCCUUCAAACAUCUUUCACAAGUAUACACAAAAGACAAA
Messenger RNA from Camelina sativa (false flax), 1254 nucleotides. The record is from RefSeq and is a predicted model, not a curated record. NCBI's taxonomy places the organism in Eukaryota, Viridiplantae, Streptophyta, Magnoliopsida, Brassicales, Brassicaceae.